UAGAUGCUCUUAACCCACGGCUGGUUGGCACCUGGACGCGCAAUUACGCACAGCUGCAAAAAAAAAAGCACGAACUCACCGUCCACAUUUCAAUAGCAGGAUCGCUGUAUUCUGACUUUUUUUUGCAGUAUUAAGGGGACAUUGGUCUUUUAGCCUUCUAUGUGUGUGGAUAUCUUGCUGCAAAGUCUCUAGAAAGUGAUGAGCAGUUCGGAGCCAGGGAAUGUGAUCUCCUCUUAAACUUCUCUUCGCCUCUCUUCGUCUCCAUUAAAACCCUCCAUUAAAAAUGCAAAUCCUCCUGUACACAGCCGUGUUCCUGUACCUCAAGGAGUCCGCCGGCGCAGAACCGAAAGACAAGUGUCCUACGCGGUGCGAUGUGAGUACCUGUCCGAGCCCCGGCUGCCCCAGCGGCUACGUGCCGGACCGCUGCAACUGCUGCCUGGUGUGCGCCCAGGCGGAGGGAGAGCCGUGCGGCCGCAAGGACGACCUGCCGUGCGGGGACGGACUGGAGUGCAAGCACCCGGCGGGCAAGCGCCUCGCCAAGGGCUUCUGUCGGUGCAGGUUCCGCCAGGACGUGUGCGGCAGCGACGGGAAGACGUACGGCAACGUGUGCCAGCUGAAGGCGACCAGCAGGAAGGCCCAGCAGCAGGGACUGCCGGGCGUCACCCAGGUCCAGAAAGGACCGUGUGAGAACACCACAGGUCCUUCACAUGCUGCCAGUCCUCGUUACAAGUUCAACUUCAUAGCCGACGUGGUGGAGAAAAUCGCCCCUGCUGUGGUCCACAUUGAACUCUUCCUCAGGCAUCCUCUCUUCGGCCGGAACAUCCCUCUGUCUAGUGGAUCUGGAUUUGUGAUAUCAGACAACGGACUGAUUGUUACCAACGCCCAUGUAGUCUCCAGCACUACACCAGUGUCUGGUCAACAGCACCUCAAGGUCCAGAUGCAUAACGGUGAUGUUUAUGAAGCCAACAUCAAAGACAUUGACAAAAAGUCAGACAUCGCCACCAUCAAAAUCAAUACACAGAUGAAACUGCCAAUAUUAUUCUUGGGACACAGUGCAGACCUGAGGCCAGGUGAGUUCGUGGUUGCAAUCGGCAGCCCCUUCGCCCUCCAGAACACCGUCACCACCGGCAUUGUCAGCACUGCGCAGAGAGAUGGCAAGGAGCUGGGCCUAAGAGACUCCGAUAUGGACUACGUCCAAACGGAUGCUAUUAUCAACUACGGGAAUUCAGGAGGACCUCUUGUCAAUUUGGAUGGGGAGGUGAUUGGCAUCAACACCUUGAAGGUUGCAGCAGGAAUCUCAUUUGCCAUUCCCUCCGACAGGAUCACUCGUUUCCUCAAUGAUUCACUUGACAAGAACAGCAAAGAUGUAAGGUCAAUAAAGAAACGUUUCAUUGGCAUCAGGAUGCUGACCAUCACACCAACGUUAAUUGAAGAGCUUAAACAACAGAACCCAGACUUCCCUGAUGUAACCAGUGGGAUUUAUGUUCAUGAAGUUGUCCCUCACUCACCUGCACAGAAAGGCGGUAUCAAAAAUGGAGACAUUAUUGUGAAACUUAAUGGCAAACCUCUGAUGGCCACGGCUGAGCUACAGGGGGCACUGCAAGAGGAGACAGCCCUACUUCUGGAAGUCAGGAGGGACAAUGAUGACCUUCUCUUCAACAUCGAACCUGACGUUAUUAUGCAGUAGACAUCGGAAGCACCAUUCUCUUGUGCAGUUGGACCAACAUGUAAGGCCUUAUUUUUGUGAAAGAACACGGUGGAUGGUGGAAACUCUGCGUCAGUGCAGUGUAACUUUCGUCAAGCGCACACAGAUUCUGGUACUUUGGCGACUGUUAACUGUACCAAGGUAAAAUAAGCCCAUGGGCAACAUGGUGCAAAGCAGUUUUGGUAUCCAGGAUGUAUAGCUGUGCCUUACAUCUGCUCAGACCAGGUCAACGUUAGAACAGGUGCAUAGAUGUACACCCUACAAAAUCGCAUUAACCCAAACCCUAUAAUGUAUGUUGUGUUUCACUUUGAUUAUACAUUUUGGAACCAGACAAGCCAUUUGCUGUACAAGUACCUCAGAAAUAUGCUGUUGAUUUGAAGCAAUACUGGCUGUUUGGUAGAAUCGUAUGAUGCACAUCACAGAAAGGUUGAAGCAAUGUUGAUGAAUGUACAGUUGAAUUGAUAAUUUUCUAUUAAUUAAAAACAAACAAAUACAAAGGUGAUGAUGGUGAUUUCGCUCUGAAUAAGUCCACAAAACUCCCAUGACCCCUCAAGUAUCCAUCCAAGUGUAAAGAGCUUUUCCACUGUUCCAUAACAAGGACAGGUUUUCAUGGCCUGUGGUCAGCAUGCCAAGGUCCCCUAUUACAUGCCACCACUUUAGCAAUUCAACCGACAUUCACCUGAGAGAGAGAUUCAAAAAGGUUCAUGGCUUGCGUAUUUAACCCUCAGCCAUGGUGACACGCUGCACUUGACCUUUAUGUUAAAGUGGGGCCAGCACUUGCAGGGCAGGACCCCUGUUCUCCCUAAUCCAAAUCUAAAUGAUGUAGCUUGCUUCUCAAUUUGCCUAUCCAGAGGAAUCUCUGGUGAUGAAAGGAACUGAAACUCUUGAUUUACUAGUCGAUCUACACUCAAACUCUUAUCUUGGUCAUGAGCUUUGGAUGUUGACUAAAAGAAUUGUAUGCACAAGCAUCCAAAAUUAGUUUGCUUUGGAAAGUGUCAGGGCAGGGUACGGAUCUCAGAGAAGAACUACUGCUUCUUCAUGUUGAAAGGAGUUACUUAAAGUGUUAAAGGCAUCUGAUUAUGCUAUCACUAGGAUGCCUCCAUUUUGAAGUGUUCUGGACAUGUCCAAUUGAAUGAAGGCAAAAAGGCAGACCAAGAAUACACUGGAAGGACUAUAUAUCCCAUCUGGCCUGGUACAACUUGUGCUUCCCUAGGUUGACUAGGAGGACGUGACUGGGGAGCAGAAUGUAUUGGCUGCUCACCUGAAUGGAUGGAUGAUAAU
Messenger RNA from Anoplopoma fimbria (sablefish), 2986 nucleotides. RefSeq names its product HtrA serine peptidase 3b (gene htra3b). Gene Ontology annotation, biological process: proteolysis. The record is from RefSeq and is a predicted model, not a curated record. Gene Ontology annotation, molecular function: protein binding; serine-type endopeptidase activity. Gene Ontology annotation, cellular component: extracellular region. The transcript is spliced from 10 exons. NCBI's taxonomy places the organism in Eukaryota, Metazoa, Chordata, Actinopteri, Perciformes, Anoplopomatidae. The coding region runs from base 284 to 1687 and encodes 467 amino acids.